GCAGCUACGCGCACCGCCGCCUCAUCCGCCUCAAGGACACGCACGCCGGCGCCCGCUGGCUCCGCGGUAGUAUCACAUUAUUUGCUGUCCUUACCAUCAUCCUGGGAUGCCUUAAAAUUGGACACUUUAUUGGAUUUUCGGAAUGUUUGCCAGCCACCGAAGGAGUUUUCCCUGUCACACACGCGGUACACACUCUGUUGCAGGUAUAUUUUCUUUGGGGGCAUGCAAAGGAUAUUAUCCAGUCUUUCAAAACACUGGAAAGGUUUGGGCUGAUCCACUCAGUGUUCACCAACCUGCUUCUGUGGGCCAACAGUGUCCUGAAUGAGUCAAAGCAUCAACUUAAUGAGCACAAGGAACGACUCAUCACUCUGGGUUUUGUGAACAUAACAAUAGUUUUGGACGACCACACCCCGCAGUGUAACUGCUCACCCCCGGUGCUCUGCUCUGCCAUCUCCCAAGGCAUCUACUACCUCUACCCCUUCAACAUAGAGUACCAGAUCCUGGCCUCCAUGAUGCUCUACGUCCUGUGGAAAAACAUUGGGCGCCAGGUGGACAGCCACCAGCAUCAGAAGAUGCAGUUCAAGUUGAAUGGGGCCAUGGUGGGCGUGGGCCUGGGCCUGACCGUGCUGGCUGCCACGAUCGGGGUGAUGGUGGUGUACCUGAUUCGGAUCGGGCGCUCCAAAAACAAGAGCGAGUCCGUGCUCACCAUGUUCUACCUGUAUGCCAUCACCCUGCUGAUGCUCAUGGCAGCCGCGGGGCUCGUGGGAAUCUGGAUUUACAGGAUUGACAAGAAGGCCCUGGAUGAGUCCAAAAAUCCGGCCCGCAAACUGGACGUGGACCUCUUGGUGAGCACGGCCUCAGGCUCCUGGCUUAUCUCCUGGGGCUCGAUCUUGGCCGUCCUCUGUGCUGAGACUCACCCCCCAUUCACCUGGUACAACCUGCCCUACUCCAUCCUGGUGAUUGCUGAGAAAUACAUCCAGAACCUCUUCAUCAUCGAGUCUGUUCACCGAGAGCCAGAGAAGCUCUCCGAGGACAUCCGAAUGCUUCGGGUGGUCACGGUCUGCAAUGGCCACCCCACAUCUUUUGCUUCCUCCUGCCUCAAGAGCAGAGCUGUGCCCGGGGACGUGGCAACCCAGAGCGAGGACAUGCCACAUGUUGUCAGUGGAAGGAUGUGUCUGAGAGGAGGCUGUGGCCAAGAAGAGGAGGGGAGCAUCUGGGAAGGGGCCCCGGGCCCAGCCUGCUGUCCCUGUUUCUGGCAGGGCAAUGCCCGGAGAAGAGUCUUGAGGAAUAUUGCAGCCUUUUUGUUCCUCUGCAAUAUUUCGCUUUGGAUACCUCCUGCCUUUGGCUGCCGCCCCGAGUAUGACAACGGAUUGGAGGAAAUUGUCUUUGGCUUUGAACCCUGGAUAAUUGUGGUCAACCUGGCAAUGCCCUUUUCUAUUUUCUACCGAAUGCAUGCAGCUGCUUCCCUCUUUGAGGUUUAUUGUAAGAUAUAGUCUGUGUCCACAUGGACUGAGGAGAGAGCUGACAAGAGAGUUCAUUAGAACCACCUGGAAAUGGCCAGGUUGGGCAAA
Galeopterus variegatus (Sunda flying lemur) is the source of this 1571-nucleotide messenger RNA. It is a transcript of the gene OTOP1, whose product is annotated as otopetrin 1. Gene Ontology annotation, molecular function: proton channel activity. The transcript is spliced from 6 exons. Bases 510 to 1493 code for a protein of 327 amino acids. The record is from RefSeq and is a predicted model, not a curated record. Gene Ontology annotation, biological process: proton transmembrane transport; inner ear morphogenesis. NCBI's taxonomy places the organism in Eukaryota, Metazoa, Chordata, Mammalia, Dermoptera, Cynocephalidae. Gene Ontology annotation, cellular component: membrane.